AUGCGGGCUUUUCGAUACUUUGGUUACCGCCUGAGGGCUUCCCAGAGAAAUACGACCCGCCAUUCCAGCAGCAGCAGCACAUUGACCGCAUCGGCAUCCGCCAUUUUGCUCGCCACACCUCUGGCCAUGGCUGGCUAUUAUUCCGUGACCGUAACCAAGCGGCCCGGCUUCGAGUCCGCACCGGACGAUGCAGCCUCCAAGCCGCACCACGUCCUCUCGAGCAGAGGCACGACAUCCAAGUUCCAGAACCCGCAUCCAUCGAAUGGAGACGGAGUUGGCUUCUUGAUCAUCGUUAGCAAGUUCAUCAAACUCCUGCUCAAAGGCGAAACCCUGCCCUCGCCCGACACGACCCCGCCGACGGUUCGCGUCAACAAGCCGACCUUCCUCCCCACCCGGCACGGCUCGGACAAGCUGCGGGCGACGUGGCUCGGGCACGCGUGCUACCUCGUCGAGUACCCGUCGGGCCUGCGGGUGCUGUUCGACCCGGUCUUCGAGGACCGGUGCUCGCCGUUCACCUGGCUGGGCCCGAAGCGCUACACGCCGCGGCCCUGCGACAUAGCCGACAUACCCUUCGUCGACGCCGUCGUCAUCAGCCACAGCCACUACGACCACCUGUCGACGGGUACCGUGGCAGAGAUACGGAAACACCACCCGGAAGCGCAUUACUUCGUCGGCCUGGGGCUCGAGAAGUGGUUCCGCCGCGCGGGGAUCGACAAGGUGACGGAGCUGGACUGGUGGGAAGAUGCGGACCUGACGCUGGAGCCGCAGAGGAGCGGAGGCGGCGGGGAGGGGGAGGGGGAGGGGGAGCAACAGCGGGCGAUGACGGCGCGGAUAUCCUGCCUGCCGUGCCAGCACAGCUCGGGGCGGACGGGGCUGGACCGCGACUCGACGCUGUGGUGCUCGUGGGGGGUGAGCAGCGCGGGGCGGUCCGUCUACUUCGGCGGCGACACGGGCUACCGGGCGGUGCCGCACGUGGCCCGCGGCGUCGACGACUGGGGCGCCGAGUACGCCCACCUGCCCGUGUGUCCGCAGUUCCGCCAGAUCGGCGACCUCCGCGGGCCCUUCGACCUCGGCCUGAUCCCCAUCGGCGCGUACGCGCCGCGAUACGUCUUCUCGCCCAUGCACGCUAACCCGGCUGAUGCGGUGGAGAUCUUCCGCGAUACGCGCUGCAGGAAUGCCGUGGGCAUCCAUUGGGGCACGUGGGUGCUGACCGGCGAGAAGGUCCUCGAGCCGCCCGCGCUGCUGCGCGAGGCCAUGAAGAGGCGGGGACUGCCCGAGACGGGCGUGUUUGAUACGUGCGAGAUCGGCGAGAGUAGGGAGAUUUAG
This is a messenger RNA of Phialemonium atrogriseum, 1326 nucleotides long. RefSeq names its product nape-hydrolyzing phospholipase d. Gene Ontology annotation, cellular component: cytoplasm; membrane-bounded organelle. NCBI's taxonomy places the organism in Eukaryota, Fungi, Ascomycota, Sordariomycetes, Cephalothecales, Cephalothecaceae. Gene Ontology annotation, molecular function: N-acylphosphatidylethanolamine-specific phospholipase D activity. The coding region runs from base 1 to 1326 and encodes 441 amino acids. The transcript is spliced from 2 exons. Gene Ontology annotation, biological process: N-acylethanolamine metabolic process; N-acylphosphatidylethanolamine metabolic process. The record is from RefSeq and is a predicted model, not a curated record.